UGAAAAAAAAUUGACAUUCGGCAAAUCGGUUGGUUUGAUUCUUUUUGGCAUUUUAUGAUUUGAAAUAAACUUAUUUUAGAAAGUAAUAUAAUAAGUCCGUAAAAAUGAAUGGCUUAGUGAAAACAGCGCAGAGAGUUAUGCAAAACUAUGUAAAAAAUGCCAGCAUAACGUGUGCCUUGGUGUCCCGAAGUCAAGCACCUGUGAAACGUGACUUCACAAGAGGGAUAUGGCACAUGAGCUGUUCCAGUCGUUUGGGAGGUUCUACUGCUACCAAUAUAUUGCACAAUCACUCCAAUACUUGCAGUUGCGGUUGUGGGCUGAAGGCGUUACACACAAAAGGUGAAAGAGAAUUAGUUGAGUUCCUGACUGAGGAGAUUGUGGCGGAACGUAAAGCGCAGAAGCUGAAGACACUACCAACAGAAGUAGAAGGCUUCCAGGUCAAGGGAGAUGGUGCUGAAGUUGUCCUGACUAAACAACUCAAAGACGAAAUUGUAAAAAUCACAUUCAAUGUGAACCACACUGUUGACUCUGAGGACUUUGGAGAAGGGGAGGUGCAAACUGAGAAGCAGGAGUUCACAGAGAUGCGCUCCAAGCCUCAAUUUGAAGUUGAUCUAGUUCGAGGGGACACCACCUUAGGAUUCACAUGCUCAUUCCUACAAGAUCCCCCAGCGGCUGGUGAUGAAUACAAUGACAUCUUUGGCAUUGAUGAGGUGACACUGUACAAGGGGGAGUGGUCGGAGAAGGUAUAUGCUGUUGCUGGAGAUGUACUUGAUGGGUAUCUAUACGACCUGCUGAUGAACUUACUAGAAGAAAAAGGUGUUAGCAAUGAGUUUGUACAAAAGCUGUCUGACUUCAGCACUGCGUAUGAACACUCGGCUUACAUCGCUAUGCUCGAGGGCAUCUCCCAAUUCACUAUCGGCAAGAAGUAGACUACACUAAAGAGAUGCAUGUCUAUGGUGAUGUGACACACUUUGGUGAUAUGGA
Molecule: messenger RNA, 984 nt
Organism: Papilio machaon (common yellow swallowtail)
Lineage: Eukaryota; Metazoa; Arthropoda; Insecta; Lepidoptera; Papilionidae
Gene: P32
Product: complement component 1 Q subcomponent-binding protein, mitochondrial
Exons: 5
Coding region: 105-929 (274 amino acids)
Biological process (GO): cytosolic ribosome assembly
Cellular component (GO): mitochondrial matrix
Source: RefSeq, a predicted model, not a curated record